Messenger RNA from Paramuricea clavata, 364 nucleotides. The record is from the annotation of a GenBank genome assembly. NCBI's taxonomy places the organism in Eukaryota, Metazoa, Cnidaria, Anthozoa, Malacalcyonacea, Plexauridae.
AUGUCUAAACAACAAAGUCAUGCUUUAAGAAAUUUGAAGAAAGACAAAGAUAUUACUAUUGUUCCAGCUGACAAAGGGAGAGCGAUUGUUGUAAUGAAUACUGAUGAUUACGAUAGGAAAAUUUCUGAUUUAUUACUUGAUAAAAAGACUUACUUAAGAAUUACAGAUAGACGUAGAAACCCUACCAGCAAAGUUGAACAAGAUCUUAACAAACUUCUACGAGAUAUUAAGUCGGAAAGGUCGCAUAACGAUAACAAUUUACCACAGAUUAAUGAGAAACUUUAUGACCAUUUACAUUGUUCAAGCGCAUCACCGGCAACGUUUUAUGGUUUACCUAAGAUUCAUAAGCCAGACAUACCGCUUC